Molecule: messenger RNA, 3188 nt
Organism: Hevea brasiliensis (rubber tree)
Lineage: Eukaryota; Viridiplantae; Streptophyta; Magnoliopsida; Malpighiales; Euphorbiaceae
Product: transcription factor GTE8
Exons: 10
Coding region: 903-3119 (738 amino acids)
Molecular function (GO): protein binding
Source: RefSeq, a predicted model, not a curated record
CCAAGGAUUAUAAAGCUAACACGCGCACGCUUCUCUCUCAAGGUUUUCUUUUCCGGGGGUGUUUUGAAGGGGUCUUCUCUUCGACUUAGGCUGCUCUGCUCGCGAUCUAGUGUGAACAAGACAGCCGUCUGAUUCUGUUUAAGUUGAUUUGGAGCUUAGAUUUGGGGCCAACAUUACGGUCUAGAGUUUUUGGGCUGUGUUUGUGGUUGUGGUGGUGGUGGGGGUUCCAUACAUCUUGUUUAGUGAAUUGUCGUCGGCUUCAGUUGGAGUUAUUUCCGGUGAAAGGUUUCGCUAUUCAUUGAGACAGCAAGGGAUAAGUGACUGGUAAAUCACUUUGCUUUUGGGGUUGUGUUUCGUUAGUUUAUGGGGUGGUUUUGUGUUGACGGUUAGGGUUUUUGGUUCAAUUAUGUUGCUGUUGUAGGGAGUUUACUUUGGAGGUGUAAAAUUUGCAUUUCGGAACUUAGAGGCUAUAAAUCUUAAUUUAUUUGAACUAUUUAUCAACUUUGAAGGUGAGUUAUUUAUUUAUUUAUUUAUUUAUUCUGGGUUUCAAUUAUUCAAGUGAUUUCAUUUUUAAGUGUUGUAAACUUGGAAUUUUGAUGAAUUUUCUUGUUUUAAUUUUGAGGAUAUGUUUUUUAGAACUUGGUUUUCCCUCCUUCUUUGUGAAAUUAGGAAUUUGUCAUACUGAAGUAAUCUAGUUAAAAGGGAAUUGAAUGGUGAAAUGUUUUUGUCCAAACUCAAUGGAGCCUUAUCAUGUCUUGUUCAAGCCACACAGCAGCUAGAUAAGGCUAUGUGGAAGUAUGUGGGGGUAACGUUAUUCCCAUGGUUUGUAUAUGCAGAGUUGGUAGUAAGCGAAUUGUUUUGUCCCAGUGAAUAGAAGAACUAAAGAAUUACUGGAAUAAAAGAUGAUGGUGAAGAAUGAUAAAUUCCAUGGAAGGUUUUAUGGAAAUGCCUUUGAGACAGCAGGUGAAUUGGAGGGUUCUGGUAGCUCAGGACGGAUUGAUAUAGAGGUUACUGCUUCUGAGGAUUCAAGUGCCCCUACAAGGAAAUGCAUUAAUUUAAAUUCAAAUAAAGAGGAUACUUUUGGUGUUCCUAAACAAGUCCUUUCCCUAUCACGCAUGUCGCCAUCUGAAAGAAAGGUUGUAAUACAUAGGUUGAGAUUCGAACUUGAACAGUUAGGGAUACUCCAGAAGAAAGUGGAGUUGCAGAAAGUGAAUGCCGUUACAGUGUCUUCUUCCAGUGACAUUCUCAGUUGCAGCAAUGGCGCAAAUGGGCCUCGAGCUGCAAAUUUUAGCAAGUCAUCUGUGAUGACCUCUGGGCCAGGGAAGAAGGCAAAUCCUAUAGGUAAGGGGCGUGAAUGGAAUAGGAGUAGUUCUGGGAGGUUCAAGUCUGCAAAGCAGGCUCUAGCACCAAGCACUACAAAUGUGAUGGUGAUGAAACAGUGUGAGAUGCUGUUGAAUAGAUUGAUGACCCAUCAGUAUGGAUGGGUGUUUAAUGAGCCAGUUGAUGUAGUGAAGUUGAACAUUCCAGAUUAUUUUACUAUAAUUAAGCAUCCAAUGGAUUUGGCAACCAUAAAGAGGAAGAUAGCCUCAGGGGUGUACUCAAGCCCAUUGGAAUUUCUUGCUGAUGUGAGGCUUACUUUCAAUAAUGCAAGGGAGUACAAUCCAAAGGGGCAUGAUGUACACAUCAUGGCUGAUACUCUUAGUAAAUAUUUUGAAGUGAGAUGGAAAACUAUAGAAAAGAAAUUACCCAAGAUUGAUGCUCAGGCUUUACCAGCAAAGUCAGGCCCUUGUGAAGAACUGCAAAGUUCUGAAACAUCUCCCAUUAAAAAGAGAAAAAUAACUGAAUAUCAACAUGAAAUUGUGCUAGAGCCUGCUAGGCAGAUAAUGACGGAUGAUGAUAAGCAGAAUCUAGGAAGAGAAUUGGAGUCUUUGUUGGGAGAAAUGCCUGUAAAUAUCAUUGAUUUUUUGAGAGAUCAUAGUUCUAAGGGAACGGAUGCUGGAGAGGAUGAAAUUGAGAUAGAUAUUGAUGAUCUCAGUGAUGACACUUUAUUCACAUUGCGGAGGCUUUUAGAUGAAUAUUUGCAAGAGAAACAAAAGAACGAAUCAAGGGGGGAACCUUGUGAGAUAGAGCUGUUGAACGUGUCUGGGCUAAGCAAUUCAUCCAUGCAACAACAAAAAGGUGAUGAGGAGGUUGAUAUUGGUGGCAAUGAGCGUCCGGUCUCAAGCUAUCCUCCUUUUGAGAUAGAAAAGGAUGCAGGUCACAAGGGCAGUAAAUGUAUCAGUUCAGGAAGUUCCAGUGACUCUGACUCUGAUAGUUCUUCUGAAAGUGAAUUUGAUGAUGCUAAAGCUUUGACUCCAGUAGCUGCAACAAAGGCUCCCGAAAACCUGGGCUGGGGAGCUCAAUUUGAUGAUAAAGCAAGUGCUGGUGAUCCGUUGGAGUUAUAUCAGUCAUGUCCAGAAUCUGUUAGUGGGUUGGAUCAACUUGAGCAGACUUCCCAGCCAAAGCCAAGCUCUCUCGAGUCAGAUUGCUGUCAAGAUGGGGACUGUGCACCAAGUGGGAGGCAGGUUUCCCCUGAGAAGCUCAUCAGGGCUGCAAUGCUGAGGAACCGAUUUGCUGAUACAAUAUUAAAAGCUCGAGAAAAGGCGCUUUUGCAGGUUGAUAAGGACCCUGAGAAACUGAGGCAGGAGAUGGAUGAGCUUGAGUUGCAGAAAAAGAAAGAAAAAGCUAGAUUGCAAGCUGAAGCCAAGGCUGCUGAAGAUGCUCGAAGGCAAGUUGAGGCAGCAGCUGCAGCUGAGGCUAGGAGGAAGAGGGAGCUUGAAAGAGAAGCGGCACGUCAAGCUUUGUUGAAGAUGGAAAAAACUGUUGAAAUUAAUGAAAACUCUCGGUUUCUCGAAGACUUAGAGAUGCUUAGGACUGCGCCUGCAGAGCAUUUACCAAGCUCUGUCGAUGAGACAAGCCCAGACCACUCGCAGGAUGGCUUAGGGGGUUUAAAGUUUAGGGGAUGUAACCCCUUAGAACAGCUUGGUUUGUUCAUGAAACAGGAUGAUGAGGAUGACGAGGGUGAGCCGUUAAAUGUUCUAAAUCCUGUAAAUGACGUAGAAGAGGGAGAGAUUGAUUGAGUUGUGUUGCUUGUAUUCAUGAAUGAUAAUGAAUCAUGGUUCCAAAGCAUACAAUCUGUUUCCAGGGCA